Molecule: messenger RNA, 826 nt
Organism: Elaeis guineensis (African oil palm)
Lineage: Eukaryota; Viridiplantae; Streptophyta; Magnoliopsida; Arecales; Arecaceae
Product: RING-H2 finger protein ATL8
Source: RefSeq, a predicted model, not a curated record
CCAAGCGCCGACCCCUAUCUCUCUUCCUCUGUCUUGUUUGGUGAUGACCGAAUGCCUCCGGCGGCGAGAAUUCUCCAGACAAACUCCGACCACCACUCGGCGGCGGAGCCGCCGCAGCCCAUGGAGGUGGACUCGGACGUCGUGGUGAUCUUGGCGGCCCUCCUCUGCGCCCUGAUUUGCGUGGUGGGGCUGGCUCUCGUGGCGCGCUGCGCCUGGCUGCGGCGGUCCUCCGGCGAUCCGUCGCCGCCGCCGCCACCGAAUAAGGGGCUGAAGAAGAAGGUCCUCCGCUCCCUCCCGAAGCUCUCCUACGACGGCGCCGUCGCCGUAGCCGGCGGGAGGCUCGCGGACUGCCCGAUCUGCCUCGCCGAGUUCGUGGAGGGCGACGAGAUCCGCAUCCUCCCGCCGUGCGGGCACGGCUUCCACGUCGGGUGCGUCGACACGUGGCUGGGCUCCCACUCUUCCUGCCCUUCCUGCCGCCAGGUCCUCGUCGCCGCCCCCGCCGCCCCGUCAUGGUGCAGCCGGUGCGGGGCGAGCUCCGCCGCCACGGUGGAGGGCGACCUCAACACGUUCCUACCCUAAGCUCCUGUCUCCUCCCAUACCCUUUUGUUAGCAGAAAAAUUGUAAGUAUUCCCACGCAUUUAGAGUGGUGUUGGGUUUAGAAAUUUAGAAGCAGUGAUGUUGUUGUUUGUAAUUGUAUGUUAGGAUUGUUGUAUAGAGGAAUAGAAUUUAACUUUCAAGGAAAAAAAACAAGAAAUAAUUCAAGCAAGCGAAGCUACUGAGAAUAUUUUUUUUCAUUGAUUUUUUUAAGAAGAAAAAAAAAAAAAAA